UUUUUUUAACCAUAAUAAAUUUAUUUACCAUUUCAAUAGGUGUGAAAAUGACAUCUGCAAACUUGGCAGUGGGAAUAUUACUCUUCUCCCAGAUUGUAAUGGGAAUGCUUGGCAAUUCCUCAAUACUAUUUUAUUAUGUCAUUUUGAUAUUCACUGGGAAGCAUUUAAUGCCGAAAGACUUGAUUAUAGAGCACUUGACAUUUGCCAACUGCUUGUCUAUUAUCUCAAAAGGCAUUCCACAGACACUGUCAGAUUUGGGAUUUAAAAAUUUCCUAGAUGAUAUUGGAUGUAAACUGAUAAUGUACAUUUACCGAAUAGUGAGGGGGAUGUCUCUGUAUGCCAUGUGCCUAUUGAGUUGCUUCCAAGCAAUCACAAUCAGCCCCAGGAACUCCAGGUUGAUGAUACUUAAACACAGAGCCAUGAAGUACAUUGGUCCUUCCUGCUUAGUCAGUUGGCUUGUGCACCUGCUUCUAAACAUUAUGACUCCAGUAAAAGUGAUAGGCCCCAUUUAUAGCAAAAAUGUGACGAACAUGAUGAGUUAUGGGUACUGCUCAUGGUUCACUUCCAGCAACGUUGCAACUGCAUUAUAUAUGUUCUUACUGUGCUUCUGUGAUGGCCUGUGUCUGAGUCUCAUGACAUGUUCAAGUGUUUCCAUGGUGAAUAUCCUCUACAAACAUAAGAGACAAGUCAAACAUAUCCACAGUGCUCAACAAUUUUUGAAAGUCUUGCCUGAGGACAAAGCCACCCAAAUUAUUCUUAUCCUGGUGUGCACAUUUGUCAUCUCUUACUCAAUAUCUUCUAUUCGUGUAAUCUUUACAAGCUACUCCGAGGGAUCAGUGCUAUGGGGAGUAAGUGUAUUUAUAUUUCUAGAAAUAUGCUUCCCCAUAUUUUGCCCCUUUGUGCUCAUCAGCAAUAUCAAGUGUAGUUUCAAACUGUUUUUACCCUGCUGUGGUAAGAGAUAGCUCCCUCCAAAUAUUACUUGAU
Molecule: messenger RNA, 984 nt
Organism: Mus pahari (shrew mouse)
Lineage: Eukaryota; Metazoa; Chordata; Mammalia; Rodentia; Muridae
Product: vomeronasal type-1 receptor 3-like
Exons: 1
Coding region: 48-962 (304 amino acids)
Biological process (GO): G protein-coupled receptor signaling pathway
Cellular component (GO): membrane
Molecular function (GO): pheromone receptor activity
Source: RefSeq, a predicted model, not a curated record